This is a messenger RNA of Suillus fuscotomentosus, 540 nucleotides long. RefSeq lists its product as uncharacterized. The record is from RefSeq and is a predicted model, not a curated record. Gene Ontology annotation, molecular function: transmembrane transporter activity. Gene Ontology annotation, cellular component: membrane. The annotation marks the transcript as partial. The transcript has 3 exons. Lineage: Eukaryota; Fungi; Basidiomycota; Agaricomycetes; Boletales; Suillaceae.
UUCCCGACGCUAUGCGCAACACUGGGAUAUGACACGACUACAACGUUGCUACUCUGCGAUCCUCCGUGGGCCUUCGCGACUAUAGUGACAUUUGCUCUUACACGGUCUGUCAACCAUUUUUAUCGGAAAUCGCAUCUCAUGGGGAUCAGGGGGGCCGGCCGCCAAAGCUGCGAGCUAUGUUUCGUUGUAAUUAAGCCCCUACUCAUGAAGCGUUACUUGUUGUACUCAGAGACACACAGGUUCCUGAUGCCUCCGCUCAUCGCUGGAUAUCUGUUGCUCUGGGGGUGGGUCGACAACACUUUCGCCAGAGAACCUGCGAAGCGAGCCGUCGCUAUUGCUUUGAUUAACACAAUAGGGCAGAUAGGCAAUAUUGUUGGACCGUGCUAUGCAUGGCCGUCGAAAUGGGGCGGCCCAACAUAUCGUUAUUCCUAUGCCAUCAGCAUUGCAGCAAUUGGGAUUUCCACAACCAUGCUCGGUGGGAUGCAUCUUUAUUUGAAGCAUCUGAAUGAGCAGAUUGAUAGGAAUGAGAAUGUGAAGGGU